This is a messenger RNA of Meriones unguiculatus (Mongolian gerbil), 3295 nucleotides long. RefSeq names its product epithelial membrane protein 2 (gene Emp2). The record is from RefSeq and is a predicted model, not a curated record. The transcript is spliced from 5 exons. The coding region runs from base 234 to 752 and encodes 172 amino acids. NCBI's taxonomy places the organism in Eukaryota, Metazoa, Chordata, Mammalia, Rodentia, Muridae. Gene Ontology annotation, cellular component: plasma membrane.
CGGGAGGCGGGAUUGGGAGAGGGCGGCGGGGAGGAGGCUCGGCGGCCUGAGGGCGGAGGAGGCCGAGCAGUCCCAGCCCAGAACUUCAAAACAGCCGGCGCCUCACCCCGCGCACAACCCGUCACUGCGUCCGGACGCUUGCACCCGGUUGGACUUGUUUCUUCCAUCUUUCUGGCUCCUCAUCCCUCUCUGGACUUCGCAGUUGCCCCCUCGGCUUUCCCUGCCUUGUGAACAUGUUGGUGAUUCUGGCCUUCAUCAUCGUCUUCCACAUCGUCUCUGCGGCACUGUUGUUCAUUUCCACCAUUGACAAUGCCUGGUGGGUGGGAGAAGGCUUCUCAGCUGACCUCUGGAGAGUGUGCACCAACAGCACCAACUGCACAGAGAUCAACGACCUGAGUGGCACUGACAUCUUUGAAGAUUACUCCAUCAUGCAGGCGGUGCAGGCCACCAUGAUCCUCUCCACCAUCCUCUGCUGCUCCUCCUUUCUCAUCUUCCUGCUCCAGCUCUUCCGCCUCAAGCAGGGAGAGAGGUUCGUCCUGACCGCCAUCAUUCAGCUCUUGUCAUGUCUGUGUGCCAUGAUCGGGGCUUCCAUUUACACGGACCGGCGCCAAGACCUUCACCAACGGAACCACAAAAUCUAUUACCUACUGCAAGAUGGCAGCUAUGGCUACUCUUUCAUUCUAGCCUGGGUGUCUUUUGCCUUCACUUUGAUCAGUGGCCUCAUGUACAUGAUUCUGAGGAAGCGCAAAUAGGUUUCAGGAGCCCAGACACUCUCCCCACAGUAUGGCAUCCACGUUCACAUAACCAUUUUGUAUAUAAUCAUUUUUUUGUGGUUUUUCUAGCAAACAUAUUGUUUCCUUUAAAAGCAUAUGUAUGUGUAUGUAUAUAUAUAUACAUAUACAUACAUAUAUGUGUAUAUAUAUAGACAGAAAGAGACAGAGACAGAAAAAGAAAGAGGAGUUUCUUCAUUCUUGGGAUCAGAGACCAGAUCAUGAAGGCUGGCAUUCAGGAUGUCUGCCCACGGAAAGUCUCAGCAAGGCCCAACAAGAUCCAGCAAUGUGGAAACCGCAGGAUGCUUUUCACCAGUAGAUCUGGGGUGGGGUAUGGCCAAAGAAGGGAAAAGCCUGUCUUACGGGGUAGAGUCUUUGUAGAUUUCUGCCCUGCCCUCUUCCCCUGCCCACUCCACUCUGACAGCUGCAGGUGGGAUAAUGAGGGGCCCAAAUGAGGGCCAUCUAUCCUCAGAUAUUAACUUAAGUUGGUGUAAGAAGCCAGCAAAGACUAGCCCUGGUUUGUCUGUCAGGGACUCAGAGUUCCCCAACCCCGCUGCAGUGAGUUAGGUCAUCACACAAAUUUGCUGAUGUCUGCUCAUGUUUGCCUUAAGGAUAGUGACUGCUGACCUAGCUGUCAUGUUUAGGCACUGAGUCUCCGCAGGUAAUUCCUUAGGGCAUCUGUUACAUGCGACUCUCAAGUCCACUUAUAUGACCCUCAGAAUCCUUCAUCAAAGGAGUGGGCUUAGGUAUCUGAAUUUCUGAUGAGCUCACUGCAAAAUGGUUAGAUGCACUAAAACUGGGUCAGAGUCCUAGAGCCAGGGGAGCAGAGCCACCCUGUAAAAGUUCACAGUCUCAUCACAUUGAGAUGACCCCACUGCCAGUCACAUCUUGGCUUCUUGGCAGCUCUUGCUACCUCUUCCAUGGCUAUUCAUAUCUGGGCCACUUGUGCCCCACUCCCAGGCCAUAAGCUUAUACCUGGGAGGUAGGCUAGGCACCCCUUCCCUGUCCUGCCUUGUAAGGUCUCUCCUUUUCCUUCCUGCCCUUCUUUCUAAUGUGGGUGCUUCUUUUAGGCCCCUGUUUCUAGAGCCUCAGGAGAUCUAUCUUCCAUUCAUUCAUCCACCAGUCAUUCAACAUGAAUGAGUCUUGCAACAUGUCAGGUGCAAGGGAUACCUUUCAAAACAGUUCCUUGUCGGACUCAGAGUCUAGUGAAGAACACACACCAGAAACCAAUUAGAAAAACUGCCAGCCUUGAUAGAGCAGCAGGAAUCCCACCAGAGAUUCAAAACCUCCUAGGGUGAGAGGGAGCCCACUUUCUUCAUACCUGCUUUUAAGUGCCUUGGUGUAUCUAGACUGCUCUAAACAGAGUUCCAUUCAGCUCCAGCAGAUGCCAUUCAUCGGGCAGUGCCCUCUGGGUUCUACCAGAGAAUACUUCAGAGCCAUGGCUCUUAAGAUGGGCAUUGAAGGCUGCACUCCAGUCAGUUCCAAGGAUAUUCUGAAACACGAAGCCAUGGGAAGGUUUUCAGUAGCACUGAAGGAGUGAUGUGCCAGGCGUAAGACUCAAGAACUCUGUGAUGGCUACCUCUUCCCUGUGGUAUCCUUUCCUUUCCCAUAAUUGAGCAUCAAGUUAUGGUGGUGACUGUGGGACAGGGUUGUAUAUUUGUGUUGUUUAAACAUUUGUAUAUGAGGGGAGAGGUCAUUUGCCACCAGCUCAGUCCCAAUGGAGCUGGGGAUGCUGGGUCUCAGUGGCUUUAGGACCACCAAUGACAUAUCCUCAGUACAUGACUGGCUUCCCUACUUCUCUUCCUUUCCUUCCUUCCCUUGGAAGGACUGCCUAGGUGACAUGUGGCAAAGCUAGGACAAAUGACCGUGUCUUGCCUCGAUGGAGAAUGUCUUAUAGUUCACUGUUGGCUACAUCAUAGGGUUGUUUCAGUAUCUUGAGAAGCCCACGAGAGGAAGUCAGUCUAAGUGUCCACUUUACCUUCCCAUUGGGUGCUCUUCUGCAGUUGUUGCUUAAUAAUUAUUCUGAGAGUCACGAUGGAAACAGAGACCUGAAAGCCCGAUCUGAGCCAGCACGAAUUCACACCUCAGAAACCCCAGGGCUGCAGAAGUGCAAUGGGAAUGGUCCUGUGGGUUGUCUUGGCUGCUCCCUACUGUGGCCAGAAUUCAGUGCCCACAGCCACCUGUGACAUGAGGUACCUCUCUCCUGCUUUGUGCCCUGCAUUUGGGAUGCUAGAAAGAGAUGAAGGUUGAGGGAGAAAAGAUCUGCCCUUCUAUGUAGGAUCAGCUCUCAAUUGGUGCUUACCACUAGUUACCAAAGAACAACAACAGUCAGCUGGGAAACCCAAGAAGCAAAUAUUAGGACCAAACCUGUCACUGUAUUUAAAGGAACUUUAGUUUGCUCAUCUUGCAACAUUUUUAUAAAGUGCUGUAAUUCAUGGGGUGGGGCAUAUGACAGAGACAGACUAACCCGUGUUUGUCAAUUGCAUUAAAAUUAUUUUGGGUCUCUGUUUAAUGAAUUCAGACAA